Molecule: messenger RNA, 1831 nt
Organism: Neurospora hispaniola
Lineage: Eukaryota; Fungi; Ascomycota; Sordariomycetes; Sordariales; Sordariaceae
Product: Poly(A)+ RNA export protein
Exons: 3
Coding region: 327-1400 (357 amino acids)
Biological process (GO): transcription-dependent tethering of RNA polymerase II gene DNA at nuclear periphery; RNA export from nucleus
Cellular component (GO): nuclear pore
Molecular function (GO): ubiquitin binding; RNA binding
Source: RefSeq, a predicted model, not a curated record
CCUCUCUCCAAACUUUCUGCCGGCUGGCUGGCGUGUGUGCAUCCAUCCAUCCCACUAUCAAAGCGCGACCCGACCCGCGACUUGGAUUCCAUCAUACCUCAGCCAGCAGCAAUACCUGUCGCUGCUGCUUAGUAGUUUUACCGAACCGUCUUUCGAAGCGGUUCUAUCUCAACAACCGAUACAUAAGAAGCUGCUUUGCGCCAUUGCACAGCUUCAGACCCUGUAGCAACAGACGAACGGCUUUUUAUCACGACCACAACAUACGAUACGCGCGACAGCUCUAUACUGCCCAGCUCGAGUCUCACGACUCCCAGCACAAGCCAAACAUGGCUGGUCUUUUCGGUUCCGCCGCCGCAUCCGCGAGCAACACCCUCGGCGAUCUCAAGCAGGAUGUCGAGCUCGGCCAACCCCCCGAGGACAGCAUCAGCGACCUUGCCUUCAACCCCAAUCCCGCCGACCAGAAGGACUUCCUCGCCGUAGCCAGCUGGGACAAGAAGACACGCAUUUACGAGAUCUUGAGUAAUGGUCAAGGUCAGGGACAGGCCAUGAUUGAGCAUGAUGCCCCCGUUUUCUCUUGCGAUUUCUUCAAGGACGGCACAAAGGUCAUCUCCGCCGGCGCCGACAAGGCCGCCAAGGUUCUCGAUUUGGCCACCGGUCAGUCGAUGCAGGUCGCUGCCCACGAUAUGCCCAUCAAGUGCGUUCGCUACUUCGAGGCCAAUGGCACGCCCAUGGCGGUGACAGGUGGUUGGGACAAGCAGAUCAAGUACUGGGAUUUCCGCUCCGCGAAUCCGGCCGCCACGGUGCAGGCCCAGGAGCGCGUUUAUACCAUGGAUGUGCGCGACAACUUGCUCGUGGUCGGAACCGCUGAUCGCUAUAUCAACGUGAUCAACCUGAAGGACCCCGGCAAGUUCUACAAGACAAUGCAGAGCCCUCUUAAAUGGCAGACUCGUGUGGUCAGCUGCUUCAACGAUUCUCAGGGCUUUGCUAUCGGCUCGAUCGAGGGUAGAUGCGCCAUUCAAUAUGUGGAGGACAAGGAUUCUGCCUCCAACUUCUCUUUCAAGUGCCACCGCGACCCCGCCCAAGGCAACACCACGGCCGUCCACGCUGUCAACGACAUCUCCUUCCACCCCCAACACGGCACCUUCAGCACAGCCGGUAGCGACGGCACCUUCCACUUCUGGGACAAGGACGCCAAGCACCGUCUCAAGGGUUACCCCAACGUCGGCGGCAGCAUCACCUCGACAACGUUCAACAAGACCGGCAGCAUCUUUGCCUACGCCAUUAGUUAUGACUGGAGCAAGGGCUACCAAGGCAACUCGCCCACGUACCCGACCAAGGUCAUGCUUCACCCAGUACAGCAGGACGAGUGCAAGCCCCGUCCGAGCGUUAAGAAGAGGUAGGGGCAUAACUUGACGACGGCGAACAGGGAUAGAAGAAAAUGGAAACUGCAUGUAAGACGCACAAGGAGCUACGAAGAGUGAUGUGGAAAGUUGGCUAUCCGGAGUAUCUGGAUAAGGAAAGGGUGCUUCAUCUCCUUUCUAGACUAGGGACCAAAAAUAAAUAGGGACAAAGCAUGGAGGAGGUCAUGUUAUAGUAGUGUGGAAACGGCCGAAGAGACGGUACGAAAGUGAUGGAUGACAAGAAUCAACGAUACCAGAGGUCUACACGGCAAGGAACGAAGGGAAGAGGAAGCAAGCAGCAGCGCGACUUCUUUUAUGAAUUUGGUAGUUUAGGCAGUUAGGUUAAUCAAUGGGUUUCAAGUGUAACGAGUAGAGAUUGACUGAGCUAUAUUUCAGAUCCGUGAACAUGUCUUCCAUUUUUCCAUGUCGUG